AUGGAAAUUUUUGUAGUAAAAAACGAUCAAGAAGAGUUUCUUCAAAACCAUCUUAACUUGCCAAGAAAGGAGGAAGAAACCGAGCCUAAUAAAGAGUUGGAAGCUAUAUGUGAAUUCUUGGGGAUCUUCACUCCCACGAACUUUAUGGAUGAAGAAUCACAUAAGGAAAAAUGGGAGCUUAUUCAAAAAAUCAUCAAGUUGGAAGCUUCAGAAGAAAACCAUAACUCGGAUAGCGACAGUGAGGAAGGUGAUCCCAAGGAACCUGAAAGAUUCAAGAUCAAUCAAAUCCCAUCAAAUAAAUUGGAACCAGACUGUGGUAAUGAAUCUAACACAAAGGGACCAGGAAGGAAAUCACUAGCAGAACUAAGGAAAAAGGAUGGAGAGGCAUCUCAGGGUACUGAAGGGGACAAGGCGAUAGUCAAAUCGGUGGAAGACAAAGAUUCCAAAAACGGGGACCCUCAUGAUAGAGGUAAGGAAAAAAAAUGGUCUUCGCUUUUUGGAGUGAGGCCACUAGAGAAAUCUGGGCUUCCGGAAGUUAAAAAUAUAUUUGAUCCUAUGACAGGGGUUGUUGCUAUUUCUGUUCCGGAUAAGCUGGUGGAUCUCACUGUGUCUGGAUUAGCUAUGACCUUAGUUGGAAGGUUUGCUGAAAGUAUCAAAGAGGAAGAGCAAAGGAUAGAGGCAAAUGCUCAAAAAUCUGAUUCAGAGGACCAGAAGGGAGGGCCUGUCAGUCAGGAUAAAGUUGAGGAAAGUUCCAAUGAUGAUGCAUCUGCCUCAUCUAAUACAAAAGUAAACGGGGGAGACUUCAAUGAAGCGCAAGACUAUAACAUUUCCGAUUUUGAGCCUCUUUUGUUAUUAACCAAUGGAAGCCCUAAGCCGUCUCAAUGCAAAACCCCAUCUAAUAGUUUGGAAAUGGUGGCUCUGGAGGGAAAUCUUAGGAUUCUCAGUACUAAAGAAGGGAAAUCGAAUAAUGGAGGACCCAAUAGAGGGAAAGGCAAGAGAAAGGUGGAGGAAGGUGGACCUAGCAAGGAAGAGUCGACUCAGAGCAAAAAGAGCAUUAGUGCUACUGGGAUGAAAAUCCAAGGGGACAAGAAUGAUUCAGAGAAUACCGAAAAAGAUAGUAGUGAGAUGGAAACAGACAAGUCUGGAGGGGAGGAAAGUUGGAAAGAUGAGGACGUGGGGGAAGAGGAAGGUGAAGCUGAGGACGUGUUCGACCAAGAUAGUCCUACUCAUAGUGCUAGCUUAGGCAAUGACAACAGCCAACCAAUGGAGGAGAAGGAUGAUAAGAUUAAUGAGGAAAAAUAA
This is a messenger RNA of Cryptomeria japonica (Japanese cedar), 1302 nucleotides long. RefSeq lists its product as uncharacterized. The coding region runs from base 1 to 1302 and encodes 433 amino acids. The record is from RefSeq and is a predicted model, not a curated record. Lineage: Eukaryota; Viridiplantae; Streptophyta; Pinopsida; Cupressales; Cupressaceae. The transcript has 4 exons.